Molecule: messenger RNA, 700 nt
Organism: Closterium sp. Naga37s-1
Lineage: Eukaryota; Viridiplantae; Streptophyta; Zygnematophyceae; Desmidiales; Closteriaceae
Source: the annotation of a GenBank genome assembly
AUGGACGAGCCUGAUGAUGGCUCUGAUGACGACGCCCUGGACAUACUGGCACCGCGCGCUGCUGGAGUUCCAGUGAGCAGAGAGGAGUUUGAUUCCAUGUCAGCCCUUGUUCGAUCUCUGCAACGGGAAAAUCUGGAGCUGAAGAACCAGGUUGAGACUCUGCGCCAAGUUCCCUCCUCCUCCACCCGCCCCUCGAGCGAUUCAGAGACACCACGCUACCUGACAACACAACAAGCCGUGGGAGCUGCUAUUGCUGUCGCGUACAAGACGAAGCUUGUCAUGGACGACACAUUGGAUAUUAUCUUUUUCUGUUCCCCAAACAACAGAGUCGAUUUUUGGCCGGCGCGGUGCAUUAUCCUGGGCGCCAUGGAGUUGGCGAUGGGUUACACGACGACAGCACAGAAGUGGAACCUGCGGCACGUGUACCGGUUCGACUUAGACAGGCGGGGGUACAUCCGCGACAGGCUCCAGGCUUUCAGGCACGAACUCUUGACAUCUGGCUGGGUCUCGGUGAUCAACUCCUUCAACCUUCGCAUAUCGCGCCCAGACAGGCGCCGGCAGGUGCACGGAAGCAACGCCAUCUCCAAGUUCCUGUCUGUCUUCAAACCAGAGCCACUGCAAGGCACGGCAGCCCCUAACCAGCUCCUCUUCCCCCAUCUCCGUCUCGCCCCUGCCUUACUCUCUGCCUGGCAGAGCCACU